CAAACGCAUGUGUUUCGAAUUUCACUUGUUUUUAUCACCGAUAGUACAUUUGAUUUUAAAUUAUUAUUAAAAAUAUUUUAUAGUUUUUCCAUUUUGUUAUAAAAUGGGACGUAUUCCCACGAUAUAUUAUUGUCCGUACGAAAACUGCAGUGCUUCGUAUUGUCGCAAGGAUCGGUAUGAAACACACAUAAGAUCUCACACAGGCGAAAAACCAUUUAUCUGCUCAUAUGAAGACUGUGGAAAAAGUUUUACUAGCUCUUCUCAUUUGAAACGACAUGAAGGUACUCAUGGAUCAUCUUACAGGUGCACUGUAGAAAAUUGCCUUGAAAUUUUAAAAACCAAAGAUACCUUAAGGAAACAUAUUAAAGAAGUUCAUCUUAAAUUAAAAAAGCAUAAAGUAUAUACUUGUACUCAAUGUGGUAAAGAAUUUAAUAAACAUAAUACUCUUCAAAAGCAUGAGCUUAGGCAUUCAGGACAGUUACCUCAUAAAUGUUCUUUUGAAGACUGUCAGAAGGCUUUUUUAACACCAAGCAAAUUAAAGAGGCACAUGAAAGUUCAUGAAGGAUAUCCUUGUAAGAUUUCUGAUUGUGAUAAAGUAUUUGGAAAAUGGACGCUAUAUGUUCAACAUGUAAGAGACUGUCAUCGUCCUGAAAUCAAGUGCAAAGUAUGUGAUAAAGUGUUUUCGACAUCAUUUGGUCUCAAGUUACAUGCUCCACUUCAUGAUGAAUCUCGUUUAGUGUAUCCAUGCCAGGUGCCAAAUUGCAGUCGAUAUUAUUUUGCAGAAAGAAAUUUGAAAUGGCAUAUGAGAAAGUAUCAUGCAAAACGCCCUUUUAUGUGUGACAAGGAAAACUGCCAUAGAGCAUUUAAGACAGAAGCUGAUUUAGCUGAACAUGUUUUGUAUCAUGACAAAAAGAAACCUCGAAAAAAAAACAAGCCAAAGAAACCUAAACCAAGCUUAGCAGCUAUAUUAUCAGGUUAUGCUGAAGUUGAACAAAUGAAUGAAAAAUCCAAAGAAAUCUUAACAGAAGAAAAAGCAGAAUCUAAUAUUUCAGCUUGUUUCAGCAAGGUCAAUUUAAUUAGCCUAGAAUCUGACAGAACUAAAAUUUCAUCUGUAGAUUCUUUAGAAUCAAAUCAGUCAUCCAUAAAUGAAGAAAACAAUUCAUGCAUCUUCACUAACAAAGAUGAUGCUAAUUGUAUAAAAUCACCUGUGCCAAACUCAUUUGAAUCUAGUCAGUUAAGUAUUUUAAAAAAUAUGAAUACUUCUCUUCCCUCAGGCAGUAAUAACAGCUGUGCUACAGAGUUAGAAGUAGCAAGACUCAUAUCUAAAGAAAAUUUCUUAGAAAUGAAUCAGUCAACUACUGCAGAGGUAUUGGAUUUUAUUUCUUCCAAAAACAUUAUUCCUGUGGCAUGUGAAGUUGAAAAUUCUUUAAAUGAAGUUGAAGUUACAGAGUCAAUUAUUCAAGAGUAUACUACCAUUGAAGUAGUGAAUGGUGAAAAUUUGUCUCAAUUAGUAUCUGUGCCAGUAAUCAAAAUUGGUGAUGAACAUUGGAAUAGAAAUGCUAUGGUACAUAUUAAAACAGGUUCUUGAUUGUUAUGAAGAAACUUAUUCCUAUUUUGGAAAAUAAAAGGAAAAUGCAAGUUACUCUAAAUAUCCAAAAUGUGCCUUCAAGUGCCUCUUCCCUCCAAAUGCUAUGGUGAAGAUUUCAUUUACUUUUAAAAUACACAGCAUGUAGUUUAUCAUCUGUUUGCAAAUAAAAAUGGAAUUUUUAACCUUGCCUCCCAGAUUAUCAGAUAUUAAUAAAAACAUAGAAAUAGAAAUGUAUUGGUGAGAAUUUGUCUCAAUUUAUUAUGCUGAUGAUGAUUUGGUUAGAUUUUUUAGGCUAUAUCAUAACAAUAGGCAUUAUGUAAUUUUCUUAAUAUACAGGGUGUCCGAAAAGUAUGACUACACUUUCAAAAAGGAAUUAAAAAUAAGGAUUUCACUUAUGGUUUUGUGGGUUCCAUGAAGAAAAGAUAAAAAUUCCUUUGAAAUGAGAUGUCAACUAAUGCUACUUCAAUGUUUUGCAAUGUUAUCAUUUUAAAAUAGCUUCACCACAAGAAUGAGCACAAGUUGUAGCAUGGUUUAUCAAAUUUAAAUUUGUAACACAGGUGCAGCAUAAAUUUUGGACUACCUUCCAGAUUCACCAGUUAUAAGUAGCAUGAAAAAUUUAUGAUGACAAGUCGCAUGCUGUCAAAACAAAAAUCUGGCCACUCUAGUAAAAACUAUGAUAAUUUUACAUUAAUUGAAUGCUUUCAUUGUAAUCCUUUCAGAUUGAUUCACAACAUGGUCCAGCAAUUAAUAGUGAGAUCAUCUAUGCAUACGGCUUUAUGCGAAUAAACUUGCAGGGGUUAAAGCCUGAUGAUAAGCCUCGAGAUUGAACAUUUACAAAUGUCACAAAAUAUAAAAGGUGAUGAAAAUUUACUACAUUAGGUAAUGUUUCACUUUCAGGUAUUGUUAACCAAUGUAAUACUCAAAUAUGGAGAUUAGAGAAUCUUAAUGCUGUGUUGGAGGAAACAAGAGACGACUGUAAAGUAAAUGUGUGGUGUGAUUUACUGCAUGGUUAAAUUAUCGGAACUGUUUUCUUUCGUGAAGAAUUGUCCACUCUGCAUCCUUGAAAUUUUAGCAUUUUCUUAAAUAAAGGACUGGCAACCCAGUAUCAUUUUCCAGCUGAUUGGGGGCCACCACGCUAAAAUUUGGAAGUGCGAAAGGUUUUAGAGGAAAAAUUCCCUAGGCAAUGAAUGGAUAGGAAGAGGAAAUAUCUGAUCCAACCACCUAGAUCUCCAGACAUAACAAAUUUGGAUGUCUUUUUAUGGGGAUACGUGAAAAAUAUUGUUUACUAAUCUCCAAUUGGUGACACUCUUGAACUGAAAAGUCAAAUUAUAGCGACCAUUUGAUCCUGCAAUGCUUAGAAUGUGGCUAGAAAUCUCAUAUAGACUUGAUUUGUGGUGCAAGACUAAUGGUAUGAACAUUGAAAGAACUUUAAUGUUUUCUUUAUAGAGCAUAAAAAAAAAAUCUUUAGUGAAUAUCUGUAUGUAAAAUUAAUUUUUAAAAGUUAUCUGAUACUUUUCGGAUACCCUGUAUAAUUAGAUAAUAUUUAAGUGUGGACAAUUUAUAUAAACACAAAUUACCACAUAAUUACAUUAAAUUUUAGAUAUUCAUUAUUUUAAAAAAUUUAUGCAUACAGGCCAUUUUAACUCGCAUAUUAGU
Argiope bruennichi is the source of this 3244-nucleotide messenger RNA. RefSeq names its product transcription factor IIIA-like. Lineage: Eukaryota; Metazoa; Arthropoda; Arachnida; Araneae; Araneidae. Gene Ontology annotation, biological process: regulation of transcription by RNA polymerase II. The transcript is spliced from 9 exons. The record is from RefSeq and is a predicted model, not a curated record. Bases 104 to 1588 code for a protein of 494 amino acids. Gene Ontology annotation, molecular function: DNA-binding transcription factor activity, RNA polymerase II-specific; RNA polymerase II cis-regulatory region sequence-specific DNA binding; transcription coregulator activity. Gene Ontology annotation, cellular component: nucleus.